AUGUCAGCACCAGCUAGGCGAAAGAGAGCGAGUGAGCAAGCCCUCUACUGUCUGUCCGCCUUCCCAGCUCCCGGGGUUUCCCUAGAGACCACAAUGAACAAGUUCCUCUGCUGCACGCUUGUGUUCUUGGAUAUCUCAGUUAAGUGGACCACACAGGAAACCUUUCCUCCAAAAUACCUUCAUUAUGACCCAGAAACAUCUCGUCAGCUGUUGUGUGACCAGUGCCCCCCAGGCACCUACUUAAAGCAACACUGUACAACAAGGAGAAGGACCCAGUGUGAGCCCUGCCCUCAUCACUACUAUACUGAGAACUGGCAUUUUAGUGAGGAGUGUUUAUACUGCAGCGGAGUGUGCAAAGAGCUGCAGCAUGUGAAACAGGAGUGUAAUAGCACACACAACCGUGUGUGUGAAUGUAUGGAAGGACGGUAUCUGGAGUUGGAGUUCUGUCUAAGGCACACCAGCUGUCCCCCAGGAUUCGGUGUAGUACAAGCAGGAACCCCAGAGCGAAAUACCAUUUGCAAAAGGUGCCCAGAUGGAUUUUUCUCAAAUGAGACUUCUUCUAAAGCACCAUGCAGGAAACACACAAAUUGCAGUGCCCUUGGUCUCCGAAUGGCAUCAAAAGGAAAUGCAACUCAUGACAAUCUCUGCUCUGGAAAUACAGAAGCAACUCAAAAAUGUGGAAUAGAUGUCACCCUGUGUGAGGAGGCUUUCUUCAGGUUUGCUUUUCCUACAAAAUUUACCCCUAAUUGGCUCAGCGUUCUGAUGGACAGUUUGCCUGGAACCAAGGUGAAUGCAGAAAUGAUAGAAAGGAUAAAAAGAAGACACAGCUCUCAAGAACAAACUUUCCAGCUGCUCAAGUUAUGGAAGCAUCAAAACAAAGACCAGGAUAUGGUCAAGAAGAUUAUUCAAGAUAUUGACCUUUGUGAAAACAGUGUGGUGAAACACAUUGGGUUCUUGAACCUUACCCUGGAACAGCUCCGUAGUCUGAUGGAAAGUUUACCAGGGAAGAAAGUAGGAUUGGAAGACAUUGAAAAAACCAUGAAGUUAUGCAAAUCGACUGAUCAGAUCCUAAAGCUGCUUAGCCUGUGGAGAAUAAAAAAUGGUGAUCAAGAUACUCUGAAGGGUUUGGCACAUGGACUGAAACACUUAAAAACGUACCACUUUCCCAAAGUGAUCGUUCAGAGUCUAAGGAAGACAGUCAAAUUUCUGCACAGUUUUACAAUGUACAGAUUAUACCAGAAGCUAUUUCUAGAAAUGAUAGGGAACCAAGUCCAGUCAGGUAAAAUCAGCUGCUUAUAAUAUAAUCAGCCUUGACCUUGGGAGUAGAGGUUGAACAAACAGAGAUGAUGGAAGAUGCUCGGUCUCUUCAGUGAGGCACAUGGAGGGCACAGUGCAUUCUGUUGUUUUGGACCAAUUUGUGACCAACUGGCAAUUAAGUGACUGCUCUGGUGAUGUGCAAGAGACAGUACACCCCCAAAAGUUCAAUACAAACCAGCGUGGGAUCUGGUUCUGUAUCUACUGACUAUCUUUACUGCUAGAAGUAACUCAACUGGAAACAAUAACCCAGAUGAAAAAUGU
Molecule: messenger RNA, 1578 nt
Organism: Gracilinanus agilis (Agile Gracile Mouse Opossum)
Lineage: Eukaryota; Metazoa; Chordata; Mammalia; Didelphimorphia; Didelphidae
Gene: TNFRSF11B
Product: TNF receptor superfamily member 11b
Biological process (GO): signal transduction
Molecular function (GO): protein binding
Source: RefSeq, a predicted model, not a curated record